Molecule: messenger RNA, 756 nt
Organism: Mangifera indica (mango)
Lineage: Eukaryota; Viridiplantae; Streptophyta; Magnoliopsida; Sapindales; Anacardiaceae
Product: calmodulin-interacting protein 111-like
Exons: 5
Coding region: 1-756 (251 amino acids)
Molecular function (GO): ATP binding; ATP hydrolysis activity
Source: RefSeq, a predicted model, not a curated record
AUGCACAGGGGGAAAAAUGCAAGGGGUAGGAGAAUUCCAGCUGGAGAAAAGGGACAGAGAAGUAGGCCAAAUGCAGCAGCUCCAUUGGAACCUGGUGAAAAUUGUGGUAAACCAUCCAGUGGGGGAAGGCUUUCCAAAAGUCUUCAACAAAAGUUCAUAGGAGGGAGGCUAGUAGUCGCAGCAAAUAUUGCCCGUCCAGUAACAUUUUCUGGUUACAUAUCAGAUAUGUUAUGUGCAACACAUGCUUCUACGGGAAAAGUCAUGAUCAACUUGGAAAUGGGAACUUACCGAAAAAAAAAAAAACUUGGAAAUGGGAUCUUGUCAUCCUCUAAUCUUGGUUUACGACCAACAAGAGGAGUGCUUCUUCAUGGUCCACCUGGCACUGGGAAAACUUCCUUGGCUCAACUUUGUGCCCAUGAUGCUGGUGUCAACCUUUUCACCAUAAAUGGACCUGAGAAAGCAAGUCAAAAUUAUGGUGAAAGUGAGAUAGCAAUGCAUGGAGUUUUUGAAUCAGCUAGCAAAGCUGCUCCUGCCAUGGUGUUCAUUGACGAGUUGGAUGCCAUUGCACCUGCACGAAAAGAUGAAGGUGAAGAGCUCUCUCAAAGGAUGGUUGCCACAUUGUUGAAUUUGAUAGAUGAGAUUAGUAGAACUGAUGGAUUAGUUGUAAUUGCCGCUACCAACAGGCCUAAUAGUAUUGAGCCUGCCGUUAGGCGACCUGGAAGGCUUGACAGAGAAAUUGAAUUGGAUUUUGCUUGA